Molecule: messenger RNA, 1984 nt
Organism: Trichoplusia ni (cabbage looper)
Lineage: Eukaryota; Metazoa; Arthropoda; Insecta; Lepidoptera; Noctuidae
Product: monoacylglycerol lipase ABHD12-like
Exons: 10
Coding region: 153-1226 (357 amino acids)
Biological process (GO): monoacylglycerol catabolic process; phosphatidylserine catabolic process
Cellular component (GO): endoplasmic reticulum membrane
Molecular function (GO): monoacylglycerol lipase activity; phosphatidylcholine lysophospholipase A1 activity
Source: RefSeq, a predicted model, not a curated record
UCAUGAAUUGCAUUAAUUUGUAAAAAUAGAUCGUUAACCAAUUAUUUAAUUACAAAACGAUUAAUUUAUUCAUAAAAAAUAAGUUAUUCUAGUUCAAACAACUGUUUCAUUCAUCAUAUAUUUUAUUAUCCCAUAAUUCCUAACGUAGACGCAUGGUACUGUUUUUCGGUGCCUCGAUAUCAGCCGGGCUCUUCCUAUUUCACGUCGCCGUAGUGCCUCUCCUUUUCAAAUACUCGAAGGCUUUCAGAAGAAACCUUGUCUUCGCUAAUUUUGUACAAUGGCCGCCAAACACGGACUUCGAGGAGCCUUCAUCAUCAGGCAUCGAGGGCGCGCGGAACCUCAGCAUCGAAUACGACUCCAAAGUCGACAAGUGCAGAGUUAAGAUUGGAAUAUGGCACAUUCUACCAAAGACAGUGUACGAGAGACUAAAAGGGAGUUUCGAUGUCAGCAAGGAUAAGGAGGACUUGAACAAGAUCCUGGAUGAGGAACUGGCUACCUCGAAGACACCUGUUAUGCUGUACUGCCAUGGCAAUUCGAAUUCCCGCGCAGCCGCGCAUAGGAUCGAACUAUACAAGUUCUUCCAGAAAAUGGAGUAUCACACCAUCGCGUUUGACUAUAGAGGUUACGGUGACUCCACAAACCUGAAGCCGAGCGAGGCGGGCGUGGUGGAGGACGCGCUGCUGGUGUACGACUGGCUGCGGGAGCGCCUCGGGGACAACUCCCGCCUCUACGUGUGGGGACACUCGCUAGGCACAGCUAUUUCCUCGCACCUGCUCGGCAAUUUGCGAGAGCUGUCCAUCACGUUAUUGGACCGUUCUGAACCCCUACCGCUGCCCAAAGGACUCAUACUCGAAGCCCCGUUCAAUAACUUGGCUGAUGAAGUCGCCAAACAUCCGCUAUCUGAACUUGUUACCUGGUUACCGUACUACGAUUCGACCUUCGUAGCUCCCUUCAGGAGUAACAGCGAGCAGACCUUCAAGUCUGAUGAGCAUCUUCUGAAGGUCAAGUCUCUGCCAGUGCUCAUACUGCACGCCAAGGAUGAUGUUAUUGUGCCUUUCAUAGUUGGAGUCAGGUUGUACAGAUCGAUCCAACAAUCCCGUGGUGAUGGGGACGCCACCAUCAAGCUGCACGCGUACGACAGACGCGAGAACCUCGGACACAAGGGCAUCUGCCACGCGAAGGACCUGGCCGAGGUCGUCGGAGAUUUCGUGACUCAACACAAUUAAAGAAGACCGCAAUCUUCCAAUAUAAUUAAUUGGCUAGGAUGAAAAACCGAGUGCUAUCUAGGUGUUCCUAAUAGACAUAAAACACAUGACAACUUUACAAAAUAUGCAUUGAUAUAUACAGACCUAAGAUACAAACUGAAUACCUCAAAAUUUGUACCCAAAAUGCACACAUCAAAUUGCGUCGUAAAAGCAACUUUAAGACCAGUUUUUAAGGUUGAGUUUGCGAAAAACCUGUUUGUGUGUAUAGCAGGGUUGUAUUUGUUGUGACGAUUACUACUUUAACGCCUGUACGUAGGGUUCAAUUUGCGGAAAACCUAUUUAUAUACCUACCAGUGUUGUAUUGAAAACAAUAUUGACGUUUUUUUUAGUUGGGGACUUUGUAUCUAAGGUUUUUAUAAAUCAAUGGAUAAAUAGAAAUUAUUUACCUUAUAUUGUAGAACAGUAGCUGAUAUUAUUGUUAUAAUGGGCCUAAAGUUUAUGUAAAAUGCAAUAAGUUUAUUAUCAAAAUGUACUUUAAAAACUGUGUAUAAAUAGUAUAUCUCAUUUCUGGCUAUAAAGCUAUGUAUGCGAUUGAUUGACAGCUAUUAAUUUUUUGGUUUUAUACGAAAACGAUACCCAAUUACUGUCGUCUGUCUGUCUAUCCGUCAGUCACAAGGUUUUAUCUCAUGAACCUUGAUAAUAUACCAUGAAGGAUAGUAUAUUUAUCUGCUUUUCGUUUCACGAUCAUGGAUUGGCAGAACUUUCUAUGGGAUAUUGUA